UCUGGAUUGUCCUCGACACUCGAGAACGCAGAACAUUGCCCCCUGGGCACCAGAACUAGACUCGAAGGGGUCUCUUCAAUCCUCCCGGGUGACGGUCUUGCGCGGAGACUGCUGGUCUUCGCGCAACCGUCAUCCAUAACAAUCAUUAUGAUCUCCGAAUAGGUUAUGAUGCUCUCGGCCCGUCUCAGGAAUGCCAUACUUCUCAGGUUUAUGCAGUUGAACCCCUCGACGACCUUGCUCCACUAGCAGCAACCUCGACCUCUCUUUCUACCCACACUUCUUUUCCGAGUCCAGCCAAUAAUUGUAUUGCACAUGGUCCAAUCGACGACCAAGACUUCUCAAAGCUCCUCGAAGAGUUCGAUGACCAGAAGUUUCUCACCAACGCCAUUUGCAUGACUUGCCAAGGCAUCCCUGGAAUUGGUUGUCUUUGCGACCUUUGUGGACUCGUGGUGCUUUUUGAUGACAUAUCCGCGUAUCCUCCCUUGAUCGACCUGACUACGACCCCAUCCUCCAUGAUGUCCCACAGAGAAAGCAGAGAGACCUCCGUUUCCAACUUGCACGUUCAGCAGCCCAACGUAGUUGAAAGAGACCCUCAAAUUCUCUCGAUACCUCGCAUUGGAUCUGCUGAGCUCAUGGAGAAUUCCUCAUUCAACCUGUCACUGCACGAGCCUGGAGGAGUCGAAGGCAACCCGCAAUCUUUAACACCAGCAAGCCUUACUAUGCCCUCGGUCCUCAGAUGCCCGCAUUGUAAGCAAUGCUACGGCUCGGGCCCUCUCCAGGCUCAACGCUUCCGAGAACACCUUGCAAAACACGUGAGCCAAAGAUGUGACUUCCAAGGCUGUGGAGUUAUUCUGAAGAACGAUCGACGAACACUGGAACGUCACUUGAGGACAGUUCACAUCGCUCCAUCGCGGGCUCCAGAGUAUUUCUGGUGUGAAUGCGGCAAGUCCUAUAAACGGAGGGACCAUCUCAUACGACAUGGUAGGAAAUGCAGACGCAGUCAACAAAGGAUGGCAAGGAAGAGUCAUGGUUAGAAGAUCCGAGGUCGAGUUAUCAUCGUUCGAGUGUUUGGGCACGCUCCUCCUUCGAGGUUUGGAUCACCGAGACGUGGCAACGGGACAUCAUACACGGAUGAUCAUCUCUCUUUCAGUUUUUUGCGCUGGGUGGCUUUUUGCAUGGUGAUCUCCACCUCUAUGGUUUGACAGCUCCUGGUGUGAAGCAGACCAGGCUAUCAAAGGCUCAAGUUGAGUUUACGCUACUCUCUUGAAAGGCCUUCAGCUGAGAGCUAGUUCUUUGAUGGAUUGAAAGCAUGUGGACAUCUAUCGAGGAAGCUUCAAGGAGCCUUAGCGAUACUCGAUAUUUCC
Messenger RNA from Cladophialophora immunda, 1364 nucleotides. RefSeq lists its product as uncharacterized. NCBI's taxonomy places the organism in Eukaryota, Fungi, Ascomycota, Eurotiomycetes, Chaetothyriales, Herpotrichiellaceae. The record is from RefSeq and is a predicted model, not a curated record. The transcript has 3 exons. Bases 393 to 1034 code for a protein of 213 amino acids.